UAAUAUUUGAGGUUGGAGUAACUGCCGGGGUAAUCAACUAGCAGUCAGUGGCAACACUUGCCCCAGCCUUAUAAUAUGGCCGCUGCAGGCAAGAAAUCAAAAAAGUCAAAAUGGAUCAAAGCCAGCAUCACAGACAUUAUAGCCGAACCAACGACUAUUCCCACGAUAAACAACUGGGCGGACGCUGCAGAUGAAGAACCGACAGAGAGCUAUGGGUUCACGUCGCGGACACGUGCGCCAGUGGUGCUGCCGUCGGCGUCUCGCGCGGCGCGCGGCGGGCUGGCCGUGGAUGACGAGUCCAUCCCGCGCCGCCCGCCUUUCAUUGCACACAUCUCCAAUCUGCCAUAUGAUGUCGACGAGACUGCUAUCACUGAACUGUUUGGAGAACUUAAGAUUGUCAACUUGAGAUUGCCAAGAGAGGGUGACCGCCUUAAAGGAUAUGGAUAUGUCGAUUUUGAAGACAGGGAAAGUCUUAUCAAUGCCAUGAAUAUGCCUGAUCUGACAAUAGGGGGCAGGCGGAUAAGAAUAGAUGUGGCAACACAGGACAGCGACCGCCGCAUGGGCCGAGGGGGAAGGUCUGAUAGGGACAGGGAGUACGACCCGGAGCGCACGAUGGGCGACUGGCGGUCGGGCCCGCGCGCCGUGCCCGAGACGCCGGCGCGGGGCCGCAGCGACGGCCGCGACCGCGACACCAUGCGGGACCGCGACCGCGACCGCGAUCGCGACCGGGACUCGAGCGCAGACAACCGACCGGGUGGUUGGCGCGAUGGCGACCGUCCGGCUCCGGAGCCGGCCCGGACUCCUUACGGCGGCCGGGACUCCUUCGGCCGCGAUCGCUUUGGAGAAGACCGUGGAAGAGAACGAGGUUAUGGCCGUGACGGCGAACGCAGCGGCUACGGUGGCCGCGAUGGGUUCCGAACUGCUGAGCGAGAUGGAUUCAGUCGUGAUGGCCGAGGUUUUGGUGGAAGAGGGUUCGGCGACCGUGACCGUGAUCCACCAGCAAGAGAAGAACCAGCACGACCCCGCGAACGUCCUAAGUUGAAUCUCCUGCCACGGACGGUACCGCGCGAUGUGGAGACUCCAACCAAACCAGCCGACGGCGCUCCGAUCGAAGACAAGCCGCCCGAGAAGACCGUCGCUAAGCCUGUUCCCGCCGAGAAGGUCUUCGGUGCCGCCAAGCCCGUCGACACCGCCGCUAAAGAAAGAGAAAUUGAGGAGCGUCUACGUAAACAAGAGGAGGAAUCUAGACGCGCCGCCGAAGAGAAGGAACGUUGGGGUCGUAGAAAUGAUCAUUCUGGCGAUCGGCGUGGUGGUGCAAGGCGAGAUGACCGCGGCAGAGAUUCACGCAGCUACAACAGAGAUAGACGCGACUAUUCCAAGGACGACAAAGAUCGCCGCGAUAGGGAAGACAGGAGUAAACGCGACUACUCCAGGGACGAUAGGGACAGGCGCGACCUCAAAGACGAUAGAGACCGGCGCGAUUACAGGGACGACCGGGACAGGCGUGAUUACAGGGAUGAGAGGCGCGACCAUUCAGGUGAUAGGCGCGAUUCGCGGGAUAGACAGAACUCUCGUGACAGACCGGACUCGAGCGAUAGAAGGGAUUCCCGGGAGAGGCGCAACUCCCGUGACAGGGAUGUAUCAGGAGAUAGGCGGCCCCAGUCCUGGGAUCGAGACUCCGGCGAACGGGACCAGAAACCGCGCGAUGAGCGCAACGGCCGCGCAAGGCGAAGUCACUCGCGGGAUCGAGAUGACCGAGAAGAGAAACCAUUACCUAAAUUUAAGGAAAUCGAAAAGCCGAACUUUGUAGCUUCAAAUAAAUUCAGCUGCCUUGAAGACGCUGACGACGGCGGCUCUGAUUAACACGUAUGAACUUCUUUGUGCGCUAUUACCGUGACUCGUGUAUAAAGUGUAAAUUAACGAGUAUCAAGUGUCUAAAGUGUAGCGAGACUCGAUAAAGCACUGAGACGAUCUUAAAUUGUGCUAUGUCAUAGAACUCAAUUAGUCAUUAGUGUGGUGUGGAUAUAAGUGUAUAUUAGGGUCUCUGUAUGCUCACAUUGCUUCGAAGCUAGCCCCAGUCUUUACUGUUGCUUCAUUUGAUGAAAUGUGGACUGUUUUACUAAGACUGUCUACACUAUUACAUAUAUUUUACUGCAAUAAUCUCAUACAUUCUAUAAUGGACUUUGAAAUUUAAAUAUUUACUAGUUAUUUAAUAUCUCAAACUCUGAUAGAUAUUAUUGCAGUAUUAGGUUGUUUCAUUAGGGAGCUAAGUAAUUAUUCAUACAAUGCAAGAAAAAUAAUUGCAAUAUUUUGAGUAUUUUAUAAUAUUAAAAUGAUCAAUACCCUUAUUUUGCAAUUGAAGUUUGUUAAAGUAGGAAGACUAAAGAACUUGAUGUAUUGGAUUACUUGAUUUAUGAGGUAUAACAACUUAUGCUAACUUGCUUUUAUUGAAGACUUUUAUUUUUAGGUUGUUAUUUAAUUAUAUUUUUCUUAUUUACAUAAGUUACAAUGAGUUACAGUAAAGGCUGGGGCUCAUGAUUUGUGACCAUAUUGUACUGAUUGGUGUAAAUUUUUCUAUAGUUUGUUACAAACUAGUGUUGUAUGGACAAUUGCAAAAUAAAAACCAAGAAUGACAAAUGUCGAUAAUCAGUCUGGUUUUUUGGUGCCCAUUAUUUUGUGAAUAUUUCGUAAUUCUAUUAUUCUUUACUACCAUACUGAAUCUUAUUUUAUUAUUUUAGAAUUUCUAUGUUAAAUAUUUAGUUCAUUUAGAUUUACUAUUAGAAUGUUAAUUGUAUUAUUUAAUCUUUACACUGAAACAUUUGUUAUCAUUGGUAUGAUGUAAGAUACCACAUUUAUUUUGCAAGUAUGCAUUGAUGCUAUAAUGAUUCUGCCUUAAUUGUAUUUAAAUCUUAGUUCUUAUGAAAAUUGAAAAUACCUAAAUACUACCAGUUAGAACCUGGUCACAAUAAUAAUUUUAACUAUCGGAAUUAAAUCAAAAUGACAAAUUUUAAUUUUUAUUAUCGAAAUUCAUUGUUGAUACGUUCCGAUUUUAAAUAUAAAUAAAUUACUCUUUUUACAGCCA
This is a messenger RNA of Galleria mellonella (greater wax moth), 3082 nucleotides long. RefSeq names its product eukaryotic translation initiation factor 4B (gene eIF4B). Bases 76 to 1863 code for a protein of 595 amino acids. The record is from RefSeq and is a predicted model, not a curated record. The transcript is spliced from 14 exons. Gene Ontology annotation, molecular function: RNA binding. Lineage: Eukaryota; Metazoa; Arthropoda; Insecta; Lepidoptera; Pyralidae.